Molecule: messenger RNA, 1455 nt
Organism: Mycena citricolor
Lineage: Eukaryota; Fungi; Basidiomycota; Agaricomycetes; Agaricales; Mycenaceae
Source: the annotation of a GenBank genome assembly
AUGCUCUCCCACUUCGAACGUGGCUGCCCUACCGACCAUCUCAUCCUCCCAAACGAGCUCUGGUUCUCUAUCUUCACCCAUCUCCCGCCUGCCGCACUGAAAGACGUCUUCGAAACAUCCUUCCGCUUCCGCGAACUCUCGCGCAGCCUGCGUUACCGCCGGCUCGUGCUCGACCCACUCUGCCCAUGUUACGCAGGCCCCGGACACCAGCACGGCGCAGGCUGGAUCGAUGCCUGGCUCGGCCGGCUCAGCGCGCCCCCGAUCGCCACGCACGUUCUUGAGCUCGUGAUUUCGUUCCAGUUCCUGGGUGCGCUCUUCGGCAAGCCGACAGGCGUGCACUCGCCCCAUGCGCAAGCGUACGUCCGGCCGCUGCUCGAGGCAGUGCAUCAGUUCCCCCGGCUGCGGAAUCUCACGCUGCGCCUUCCGUUCGGGUGGGAGUUCGAUCUGGAUGCGCUGCCCGUCGGUCGGGUGCUCGACGAGCUGUGGAUCGAGGGAGGGAUUCUCCGGUCGUCGGCGCACGAAUCGCUGCGCACGAAGAGCUUCGUGUACACGAACUUCCCCCGCUCAUCCUCCCCGUGCGGAGAGACAGGAAACUCGUUCCUCGCCGCACUCAACGCGACGCACCUGGCUUCCCUCACACUAUACCCCAGCUUCGACUGCCACCCGACCGCCAACAUCGAUCCCGCGCUCUGCCGCCGCUUUGCUGCGCUUCGGAGGCUGGAAGUGCAGGGAUGCAGUGGCCCGUUCGUGCACGACGUGCACAGCAUCGUCGCGGCGUUCCCGGCCGUCGAGGAGCUGGUUGUCGAUGGCGAAUACCGCUCGUGUCGCUGCGCGACGCCCGACCGGCAGCUGCCUCCGUUGGCGGCGCUCCGGUCGUACACUGGACCAGCGGACUACGCUCCGAUCUUUCUCGCCGGUUCGCGGUGCCCGCGAGUUGUGCUUGACACAUUCCACACACAGCAGACGAUCGCGGCGGUGCUCGCGCAGAACACGACGAUGUUCGAGAACGUGACCGAAUUCGGAUGCAAGAUUCGGCUGGAAAGUCUGCUCAAUUCGGAUGUGCUGGAUAUUCGGCGAGCGAUGCCGAGGGCAAGCAAGCUGGAGCUAUAUAUUGCUGAUUUACUUGGGCCGGAACCACUUGACGAGGACGAAGACGAUUUAGAGCUGCAUGCGGAUGGUCUCUCUGUGAGCAGCAACUCCCGCCGUCAUAUCUUGUGUGCUGAUCUCACCCAGAAUCUACCCUGCAUUCUGGCAUCACAGCUGAUGGCAGCGAAGUCUGAUCCCUUGCACGUCACCAUCGACUGGGAGCUGUGCUGUGAAGUGGUCGACGUUCUGGGUGGGCUAGAGCCAGUCCACCGGGCUCUGAUGAAGCUUGUCGGGAAACAGGCAGUACGGGUGGACUUUCGAGGCGGAGUCCGAGAAUGGUGCUCAAGAACUGAUGUAAUUACCCACUGA